Papaver somniferum (opium poppy) is the source of this 570-nucleotide messenger RNA. RefSeq lists its product as uncharacterized. NCBI's taxonomy places the organism in Eukaryota, Viridiplantae, Streptophyta, Magnoliopsida, Ranunculales, Papaveraceae. The record is from RefSeq and is a predicted model, not a curated record. The coding region runs from base 1 to 570 and encodes 189 amino acids. The transcript has 3 exons.
AUGACGAAACAACCACGAAUGAAGCAUGCUACUAACUGGAACUAUCCUAGUGCGAGUAAUCCUGUAAUUGUUCAAGCGAUUGGAAACAAACCGAAGAAGAAAACGAUUGAGGAAGUUGAACCAUCUUUGAUCGCACAAGAGGAGGAAAUGGGUCAAAGCAGGCCAAACAAGGGAAAGCAACAACGUCAAGCCGAAAAGAAAUAUAAGAGGAAAAAUGACUAUGAUUCUCCUCAGAGUUUGAGACCUCAUCAAGAGGGUGGUCAAAAUUUAAAUGCUUUCCACCGAAGGGGUUCGGGGAGAGGUGGUGAUAGAGAAGUUGUUGAAGAAGAAAGUGGUGAGGAGGAAGUUAAUAAAGAAGAAAGUGGUGGCGAGGAAGGUGAUGGAGUAGAAAGUGGUGGCAAGGAAGCUGAUGGAGAAGAAAAUGGUGGCAAGGAUGGUGAUGGAGAAGGAAGUGAGAAUGAGGAUGAUGGAGAAGAAAGUGAGGAUGAAGGUGAUGGAGAAGAUAGUGAGGAUGAAGGUGAUGGAGAGAUAGGAGAAGUUCAAGAACAAGUCGAAGGAGGAGAAGUUUAA